AUGUAUAACCUUUCGCAGCAGCAGCAACAACAUUCGGCCUCUUUUGAAAAUUCCCAUGAAGAUGAGGAGACCGAACAUGACGCCGAGGAAGAAGAAGAAGAGGAGGGUGUUAGCAAUAGUGCCGGUGCAGAUGAAUCGGUCCAGGGACGUGAUUUAACCAAUGAAGAAACCGAUCAUGAAUUGGAGGAGGUUAGUGGCCAACAAAGUCAAGAAUCAUCGGGUGAGCAGCAUGACGAUGAGGGAGAUCAUGAAGAUAGCCAUGAUCAAGAAUUGGAGGAUGAUAAAUCAGAAGCCGGCCAACACGCAGAUGACAGCAGCAGUGAUAAGCAAACUCCUUCGCAUGAACAACACGAGGAAGAAGAAGAGGAGGAACCAGCUGUCAUAAAUUCCCUGGCCGCUUCCAAGGAAAAAUCCUCGGAAAUCUACGAAGGCGAAAGUCACAACAAUGAUUUACCCGGUGUUGAGGUGCGUUUGAAGCAAAUCUCCCAAGAAGUUGAAAAACGCACCAGCGAGGAAAAUCGCCACAUUCCCUCGCUAACACCCGAACUUGAUGAUAUUGGCCAUCAGUCAUUCUUAUCGCUGACCGAUCUCAUUCGCACCCUGCGCCCCAAUGAUAAACAGAUUAUACCACAAAUCGAUUCGGAUUAUUCCAAUGCCAUGCGGGUUUUGGGUGAGAAAUCGGUGGUUGUCAGUAGCAAUGGUAAUAACAGUGAAUAG
Molecule: messenger RNA, 717 nt
Organism: Musca vetustissima
Lineage: Eukaryota; Metazoa; Arthropoda; Insecta; Diptera; Muscidae
Product: high mobility group nucleosome-binding domain-containing protein 5-like
Exons: 2
Coding region: 1-717 (238 amino acids)
Source: RefSeq, a predicted model, not a curated record